Molecule: messenger RNA, 5064 nt
Organism: Gossypium raimondii (Peruvian cotton)
Lineage: Eukaryota; Viridiplantae; Streptophyta; Magnoliopsida; Malvales; Malvaceae
Exons: 16
Coding region: 141-4511 (1456 amino acids)
Molecular function (GO): protein dimerization activity; DNA binding
Source: RefSeq, a predicted model, not a curated record
UAGCUGCUAAAACAGGCCAACAAAACCCUUAGCCGCUCUGUUAUGCGGAAACCUGAGUGAUCAUCUUGCUGCUUUCACUUACCUUUCUACCAUAUUUCUCUUCUGCUUUACUCAAACUCUGUUGAAUCUCACCUUCUUUCAUGGAUUCUUCUUUUUCCGACACCGCCUUGAGAUUGUUACUAUUCUGCGCUGAAGCUAUUGAAAAUCGGGAUCUGAAAAGCGCCGAUGUGUUCCUUCACGUUAUCUUGAUUCUUGCUGAUAAGAGACACUACUGGUUUCGAGAUGACAGCAUAGUGGUGAAAUACUUUGCGUACGCUCUGGUUCGCCGAGCCUACGGACUGCAUCCCGCUUCUUCCUACUUCACUUUCCCGGUGGACCCUGCACCAUAUUAUCAAUAUAACAGCUGCCAUAUUAAUGGCGUCAUAAAAAAAGUUAUCAAUGAUGCUUUGAUGGGAAACAGGCGAUUGCACCUCAUUGAUUUCAACAUCCCGUAUUACGGUUUUGAGGGUUCAGUUCUUAGUACACUACCGAACUUCGUCGGCUAUUGUCUACCCGUCUGUGUAAGUUACAUACUUCCACCAUUUCUGAAAGAAUAUGUAGAGUUCUCACGCCAAAUGGAGUUUUUGACUAAGGAUGCCAAGGAAGUUAAUGUAAAGUUGGAGGAUGAGUUGAAAGUGGUUUAUGGCAAUAGUUUGGCAGAAGUGGAUGAAUGUGAAAUAGAUUUCAAAAGAAGAAGAGAUGAUGAAAUGGUGGUGAUUUACUAUAAAUUUAAACUUGAGAAGUUGGUAAGAGAUGCAAAAGCAAUGAAGAGAGAGUUAGUAAGAUUGAAGGAGAUAAAUCCGACGAUUGUAAUCAUUCUAGACUUUUAUUCUAAUCAUAGCGACUCCGAUUUCUUGACAUGUUUCAAGGAUUCAUUUCAGUAUUCCUUGAAGACUCUUGAUUACUGGCAGGAGUUGGACCGUUAUCUUGAUGGGAAAAAGGAGUGGGAGUUCAACAUAGAGGCAGGGGAAGGUAAUAAUAUAAUUAGGCGGCACCCAACGUUGCCAGAAUGGCAACAUCUCUUUUCAAGUGCUGGCUUUAGUCGAAUUCCAUUAAACCACAGGAAAGAUAAUCUUAGCGUUGAGGAUAAUAGUUCCUUAAAAAUAAUGAGGGAGGAAGAAGAGUGUUUGAUUUUAGGUUACAAGGGAUGUCCAAUGUUUUUCUUAUCGGCAUGGAAACCCAAAGUUGAAGAUGGACACUUCAAUUCCAAUUCCACCAACCAUAAGUUUGAACAAGGUUUCAAUCCAAAUCCUCUGCCUCUUCAACCUCUUCAACCUUUUCUAGAGGGUUUGAUAUUGAAUCGAUUAGCUGCACUUGCCGAGAUACAUAAUAUAUCAAAAGAUUUAUGUUGUAAAUACAAACUUUCAUUGGCUUUAACAUGGGCUUCUAAGGUUAACAAUAUGAAUGGAACUAUCUCGGAUCCAAACAAGAAACACACUUUUUUUAUCCAAAGUAAUUAUUGUUAUGUGAAAGAUCGGAAAUCUUAUGAUUUUAUGUUUGGUUUUGAACGCAUGAUCAGUGUCCCCUUUUUUGAGAAAGCAUUUGAAUCAAGGGAUGGCUAUCAUUUUGAACCAUCUCUUACUGAGGUAGAAGACUUCAAAUAUUUCAUGUUAAAGGAUUGUAACAUAGAUGUUGCUCUUGCCAUCUGUCUACAAAAUCGUCACACAAGUGAUGAAGUUUAUGUCGUAGAAUUUUAUUGGCCUCCAACUGAGAGUGAAAUAUCAAAAUCCGUAGCUCUUCGUAUCUUCGAUGACUUGAAACAUAUGAAGACAACGUUUGUAACAGUAAAAGUUCAAGGCCCCGAAAUUAAGUUCCAAGAAGAAGCCAUUUCAAGCAUUCCUACAUCUUCAAACACGGCAAUGCCUUUGAAAAUAGCUGAAGAAGCAAGGGGCAUUCAUGCAAAAGAAAUAAAUGCGCAUAUUGAGCAGAUUAUUUUCAAUGAUGACUCUCAGAUUGUGGAAACAAAACGAAACAAACAGAGAAAGUUGAGGUCAAAGGUUUGGGUGGACUUUCAUAAGUCUGAAGAAGAAGGAAAACAAGUAGCCAAAUGUGAACACUGCCCCAAGGUGCUUACUGGGUCAAGUAAGAGUGGAACCACACACUUGAAUAACCACUCGAAAGUAUGUCCUGGAAAGAAAAAACAAAAUCAAGAAAGCCAGUUGAUACUUCCAGUUGAUACCAAUGAAAGAAGCUCAACAUUUGAUCAAGAAAGGAGUCACUUGGCUCUUGUGAAAAUGGUUAUUAGGCAGCAGUAUCAAUUAGAUCUGGCUGGUCAAGAAGCCUUCAAGAAUUUUGUGAAAGGUUUGCAGCCAAUGUAUGAGUUUCAAUCAAGAGAUAAAUUGUUAUCUGGCAUACAUCGCAUCUAUAAUGAAGAGAGAGAGAAACUUCAGUUGUAUUUUGAUCAGCUUGCUUGCAAAUUAAAUUUGACAGUAAGUUUGUCGAAGAACAAUCAUGGAAAGACUGCAUAUUGUUGUUUGAUAGCACAUUUUAUUGAUGAUAGUUGGGAACUAAAGAUGAAGACUCUUGGUUUGAGAACUUUGGAGCAUAUCAAUGACACAAAAGCUGUUGGUGGGAUUAUUCAGAGCUUAGUUUCGGAGUGGAAUAUAGGCAAUAAAGUACGUUCCAUAACUGUGGAUAACUCUUUUUUGGAUGACAGUAUGGUUCAACAGAUAAAAGAAAAUUGUCUCAGUAAUCUAGUCUCCCUUUCUUCAACUCAUUGGUUCAUCAAUUGCACUCUUCUUGAGGAUGGGUUUCGUGAGAUGGAUGACCUACUUUUUAAGUUAAAGAAGUCCAUUGAAUAUGUCACUGAAACAAAACAUGGAAGAUUGAAAUUCCAAGAAGCUGUAGAUCAAGUGAAGCUACAAGAUGGGAAAUCAUGGGAUGAUCUUUCUCUCAAGCUGGAAUCAGACUUUGGCAUACUUGAUAGUGCUUUGAGAUCAAGAGAAAUCUUAUGUAAACUGGAGCAAAUUGAUGGCAAUUUUAAACUAAACCCAUCAAUGGAGGAAUGGGAGAAUGCAGCAGCUCUACAGAGUUGUUUGAGAUGCUUUGAUGAUAUCAAAGGAACUCAAUCCCUUACUGUAAGCUUGUACCUUCCAAAGCUUUGUGACAUAUACAAGAAAUUUCUUCAGUUGGAAAGAAGCAAUCCUUCAUUUGUUACAUUGAUGAAGAGGAGAUUCGACCACUAUUGGAGAUUAUGCAAUUCGGCAUUAGCUGUUGCAUCUGUUCUUGAUCCAAGGUUAAAAUUUAAAGUUGUGGAGUUCUCAUAUAUAGUGAUUUAUGGCCAUGAUAGUAAGGUGCAAUUGAACACGUUUCGUGAAGUUCUUACGAAUGUCUACAAUGAGUAUGCCAAUGAAACCAAAAAUCAAACUACAUCCGCUUCAGUCUUGGAUGAUAUCAAUUGGCUUGGAAAUAAUUCUAUUUGGGACUCCUUCAGUAAAUUUGUAACUGCAAGCGAGGCCUCAUCGAAGUCAGAGCUUGAGAUUUACUUAGAUGAACAUUUAAUUCCCAUGGAUGGAGCAAUCUUUGACAUACUUGGUUGGUGGUCUGAUAAAUCUCAAAAGUUUCCAAUACUUGCAAAGAUGGCUCGAGAUUUCCUCGCGAUUCCGGUAUCAAUUUUCAUACCAUGUUCAAAUAUUAAGGCCACGAUCAAUAAUCCAGCCUACAAUAUCUUGAAUCCUGAGAGCAUGGAAGCUUUGGUAUGCAGUGAAAACUGGUUGGAAACUCCAAAAGGAAAUGAUGGAGAAAAUCAUGAACCCACACAAACUAUGGAUAAAGGAAAAAGGAAGCUGGAUGAAGACACUUGUGUCAGAAAAAAACCCAAACCUUCGAAUUGUGAGAAAGCUAUUAGUACUGAAGAUAUUGCCAGAGAUUCCAACAACAAUGAUGAACCUGCUGGAGAAAUUUCAAUAGGAAAGCUGCAAACAGAGAACAGUAGCAAAAAUGGGUGUUAUGGAGAAACUAGUAGUGGAAACAAAUCCAAAGCUUCCAACAAAAUGAUGGGAACUAUUUCUUUACGGGACAUUCACCAAGAAAAGUCAUCAUCAGAACUUAAUCAUGGAAGAAACGUUGAGGACGUUUCGAGUGGUGAUUCAUCAUCCGACAAUGAUCAAUCAGAUCAACUUCAGAGUUCAUCUUCCGAGUCUGAUGUUGAAAUAACAUUAAAAGAGCAAGGAUCAUGGUCUGAACAGGAUAUUAAGGCAUAUUUACUCUCGGAGUUUACAGAAAAGGAGAAUGAACUGAUAGAUACAUGGCAAAAGAAUGAGUUGAAGGGAAAAAUGAUUGGACGAGAUAAAUAUUUUAAAAUCCAGGGUGAGAAAUUAGCACCUCUACUCAUGAUGCCCCAAGGUGAUGAAACUCGAGAAGAGUACUAUAUUGAGGAUUUGGUUGUUAAUACGUUUUUGAAUUGCUUAAGAAGAGAUCUGACAAAUUUCCAAAUAUAUACAUCAAUCACUAUUCAUUUGGCUCACAAAUAGCUACUCAAUUGAUAGAAGGACCAAGAACAGAACAAGAAGUAUUAGCUUGGGUUAAAGUUGAUGAGCUAAGGGGUGCACAUAAAAUGUUUCUACCAAUGAGUUUAUCAAAACAUUGGGUUCUUUUCUAUGUGGAUACCAAAGAGAAGAAGAUUUCAUGGUUGGAUCCAAUAGCAUCUUCUCGAAUAAGGUCUUAUAAUGUCGAAAAAGACAUAAUAUUACAAUGGUUUACAACUCUUCUACUGCCAAAGUUGGGUUAUGUUGAUGCAAAGGAAUGGCCAUUUUUAGUGCGUAAUGAUAUUCCAGAGCAAAAAAACUUGGUUGAUUGUGCGGUGUUCGUGAUGAAAUAUGGUGAUUGUCUUACACAUGGUGAUUGCUUUCCUUUCAAACAAGAAGACAUGGUUCAUUUCCGUCGUGGCAUCUUUGUUGAUAUAUACCGUGGAAUAAUACAUAAAAAAAAUAAACAAAGAUUGAUGCAUUGUUUAGGAACUCAAAGUUGUAAGGACGUGAAUUCAAAUUUUUGAAAUUUGAUGGAAAUUAUUGGGUUUUUUUAUUA